AUGAAUUUCAACAGUUUGAUGAAAUGCCUUCGCUCUAGCGAGGAGCAGAAGAUUAUUCGCGAAGAAAAAUGUACAGGGAUCAUGGAAGUGCCCAGGGUAUUCACAUUCAGAGAUCUGGCAGUUGUAACGCAGAACUUCAGCCAACAAUCAUUGAUUGGGGAAGGAGGAACUGCAAAAGUAUACAAAGGGUAUCUAGAGACUGGUCAGCUAGCACAGCGGGGGACAAAAGAAUUUGAUGCCGAAGCUAAUUUACUCACUACAUUACGACAUCCGAACAUAGUAACUUUGAUCGGGCAUUGUGUUGAGGGGGAGGAGAUGCUUCUUGUAUACGAGUUCAUGGAGCUAGGAUCGUUGGUGGAUCACCUACAUGAUUUUCGACCGAGUACGACCGUAUUAAGUUGGAGGACGAGGGUAGAAGUAGCCGUUGGCAUUGCUAAAGGGCUGGCGUAUUUGCACGAUUCCAUCAAUCACCAUCAAGUGAUUCAUAGGGAUUUAAAGUCCUCUAACAUCCUACUGGAUGCAAACUUUAUCCCAAAAAUUUCAGAUUUUGGGAUAUCAAAACUUGGUCCAGUAGGAGAGGAUACUCAUGUCUCUACCGAAGUCAAGGGCACUUGCGGAUUCUUGGAUCCCGAGUAUGUACUCUCGGGACAAUUGACUGUGAAGGCUGAUAUAUACAGUUUUGGCAUAAUUCUUUGGGAGCUGAUUGCUGGAAGAAAAGCAAUUGAACCCGAUCAAUCAUCGGGAAAGCAAAAUAUAUUACAGUGGGCACAACCAUAUUAUAAUAAUAAUUCGGAGGAGCAUAGAAAACUUGUAGAUCCAACUCAUCCAAGGCUUAAAGGAAAAUAUUCAAAAAAGAAUAUGGAAAAAGCCAUUUCGUUGGCAGCAAUGUGUACCGACAGGAACGCUCCCUCUCGACCUCCGAUGAAUGAAGUUGUUGACGGUCUCACUGAAAUCCUCGUGGAGGCGAUGACAUGGGGAAACCGCAGAUGUUUUUGA
This is a messenger RNA of Rosa rugosa (rugosa rose), 996 nucleotides long. RefSeq names its product probable serine/threonine-protein kinase PBL7. Gene Ontology annotation, biological process: protein phosphorylation. The transcript is spliced from 5 exons. The coding region runs from base 1 to 996 and encodes 331 amino acids. The record is from RefSeq and is a predicted model, not a curated record. Lineage: Eukaryota; Viridiplantae; Streptophyta; Magnoliopsida; Rosales; Rosaceae. Gene Ontology annotation, molecular function: ATP binding; protein kinase activity.